GUUAGUGUACGUGUAUCUAUCAAUAAUUAAUUAACCAAACUACAAGGUGAGGAGGAAGAAGAAGAAGAAGAAGAAGAAGAAGAAGGCAAUGGGAAGCACAAGAACUGAGUUAUACUUUGUUUUCAUGAACUAUGAUCCUGAAUAUGAACGCCUCCGAGCUGAUCGAUAGAUCUUUUUUGCUCUUGAAAAUAAUUGUAUAUAGAACAAAGAAAGGAGCAUACGAGCUUGAUUUGUACCUAAGUAGGAAACAUGACGAGUUAUUGGCAAACAAUCUUGACCGUGGCACCUACAGAAAGACUCUCUCUUUGGUCAUUGUCGAUGGCUUUGCUGUAGAGAUCACAGAAGUUCAGGCAAAUGUGCUUAGAUCUGCCAAUGGAGUGAGAGUUGUGGAGAAGAACCAGGAAGUUGCUUAGUUAGCAAAUUAAGCAAAUGUGGAAAUAAUAUUGAAAUUAUAAAUUAGUGGUUUGAUAGUAACUCAUGAGUUUGUAAAGUAGUGUUUUGUAACUAUUGAAGUCCUACUUCUUGUCUCUGUUGUUUGUUAAACCCUAUUCUCUCCUUCAAUGAAAUUCGAAAUUGAAAUAUAUUUUUUGGUAUUA
Molecule: messenger RNA, 596 nt
Organism: Jatropha curcas
Lineage: Eukaryota; Viridiplantae; Streptophyta; Magnoliopsida; Malpighiales; Euphorbiaceae
Product: subtilisin-like protease SBT2.5
Source: RefSeq, a predicted model, not a curated record